Molecule: messenger RNA, 597 nt
Organism: Zasmidium cellare ATCC 36951
Lineage: Eukaryota; Fungi; Ascomycota; Dothideomycetes; Mycosphaerellales; Mycosphaerellaceae
Exons: 1
Coding region: 1-597 (198 amino acids)
Source: RefSeq, a predicted model, not a curated record
AUGGUAAUUUUGGCCGUGAAGAAGACAAGGACGCAUCCCUCGCGCGAAAAGGGGGUGGGCGACGGGCUUGUCCUCGACAACGAGAGCCAUGGAGUAGUAGCUAUCCAUGACAUGAUUGUCCUAUUCACCCUCAAUGUCCUUUCCCUUCGUCAACACCUCUCAACUACCUCCCUAGACUCCUCGACCGCGGCCUUUGUCCAAGGAAUCUCCAUGAAGACAAAAUCACUCAGCUCUAGCGGCAUGAACUCUUCCCCUGGCAACCUGAACUUCUCCAAUUCACUCUCGCCCUCCCUCAAAAACCACAACAUCCUCACUUUCAAGUGGCUCCGACGUCCGGUCGCAUUCCACCAUAUCAACAACAACAUCGGCGCGAAUAGCAUCGAGUAUCACAUCGUUGAUGUCGUUUGCGCAGUAGUAGAGACCAUGAGCUUUCGUCUCCGGAAAACAAUGCCUGAUUUUCGAGUCGAGACCUGCUUCUUCUCCAACGAUGUGUUUGUGCUUGUCGAGCGAACAACCCUGAUGGAGGAAGACGCAGUAGCUUCCGUUGAUAACACUUGGCAACCCGCAACUCAACAUAGGUGCUCGAUACGCACGUGA